CCCGGCGUCCUCGAGGACGCCGGGCAUCCUCCCUCCGAACCCUCUCUUUUCGCGGUCGGCCGCGGGGGAUUCCAUUGCUCGUCGUCGGGGCUGGCUCGGACACGCCAGGCACAGCCCUCCUCGGGACAAACGGCGGUUGCCCCGUCUUUGUCCCUCCUCUGGAGCCGCCAAGAGAACUUCUCCUUGACGGCCCAGCCGUCCAGGGGGCGGGACCAAGCGUCCAAGUCGAGGAACUCGCUACCGUCGACAGGGGCAGCGAGUUCGGCUAGCGAGGCCAUCGUAGGAGGCAGGGGCGGGGGAGGCGGGGGAGUUUGUGCCUCGCGCGAGGGCUUCCGAGGGGUGUUUCGAGGGGGUCGGAGGAGGGAGGGAGCCUGGGAGGUGUCAGCGGGGUUCUGUGGUGGAGGGGAGGAAGGGAAGGGGGAGGAGGUUUGGGGGUCUCAAUUGACCCCCGACUUACCGUGCAAUUGAGCUGGUAUAUUGCCAGCUCAAUUGCUUCAAAAAGGCCAUAUGAGAGCACCUACUCUCAAAUGAGAGUACGCCUCUCAUUGGCUCGUUAACCUUUCCAAAGGAGGGUUAGCGGCCGACUGGGUAGAUGGAGUUUUCUUACCAGUUUACUGGGUAUAUCGAGUUUUUGCCCUUUAUUUAUUGUUUUACUAUAUCCCAUGAGCCACCGGCCAGCCACAGAAACCUAACUUCCAUCACACGUCCUAAGACAUUCGGAUUCAGGCAUUUUCAUGCUUGUCUGAUAUGUAAGUAAAGACCUGCAGUAUCAGCUACUGGCUUGAUACAGGUAUCAUGACGGAUUUAGGUAGUUUCUUGCAGGAUGCGCCAACUGCCGGUCGAUGACUUCAUCGAUAACCACCAAGGUGGGGUGGCACUUGCCAAAACACUUACGAUUCUUCAAUUCUUCUUUCCACACAUAAUCUGGAUUCAUAGUUGAAAUAAUAUCUCUUUGUCUCCAGUGAAAACCCAAGACAAAGCCAAACUAUUCUCAAGCAAAUUCUCGUAACAGUCAACCAUGUCUUCAAAACCCGAGGAUAUCCGGACGGCGGACCUGCACAAACCCGUCGAUAUUGCCGAGUAUCUAUUUACUCGCCUUAAGCAGAUCGGCUGUGAUUCAAUUCAUGGAGUUCCAGGAGAUUUCAAUUUGGUCGCAUUGGACUAUAUCCCCAAGGCUGGUCUCAAAUGGGCUGGGAACUGCAACGAACUUAAUGCCGCAUAUGCAGCUGACGGGUAUGCGCGUGUCAAGGGAAUCGCUGCCAUCGUCACAACAUUCGGAGUCGGAGAGCUCUCGGCGAUAAACGGAAUAGCUGGAUCGUACUCUGAGCAAGUCCCAGUUGUGCACAUCGUCGGCACCCCUUCGACAACGUCUCAGAAAAAUGGGAUUCUCUUGCAUCAUACCCUCGGCAAUGGAAACUUCAACGUCUUCUCCGAUAUGAGCAAGGAGAUCUCCUGUGCCAUGGCCAAAUUAACCCACGCAGAUGAUGCCGCGUCGCUCAUUGACAACGCUUUGAGGGAAUGCUGGGUGCAGAGUCGACCUGUCUACAUUGCACUCCCGACAGAUAUGGUGCAAAAGAAGGUCGAAGGCAAAAGGUUGCAGACGCCAAUUGAUCUAUCAUUCCCCGAGAAUGACCCUGAAAAGGAGAAAUACGUGCUUGAUGUAAUCUUCAAAUACCUCUAUGCCGCUAAGGAGCCAAUUAUAUUGGUGGACUCUUGCGCAAUCCGCCACAGAGUGUUGAAGGAAACGCAUGAUUUCAUCGAGAAGAGCGGUUUGCCCGUAUUCGUAGCACCCAUGGGAAAGAGUGCUAUCAAUGAAAGCCAUCCCAACUACGGUGGUGUGUAUGCAGGCGAAGGGAGCUUGCCCGAAGUCAGAAAGCGCGUAGACGCUUCUGACUUAGUCUUAAAUAUCGGUGCUAUCAAGAGCGAUUUCAACACAGGUGGCUUCUCGUACAAGACGUCACAGCUGAACACGAUUGACCUCCACAGCACAUUCACCAAAGUUCGCUACUCCGAGUACCCCGGAGUGAGCAUGAGAGGUCUCCUGCGCAAUCUCGCCAAAAGUAUCGACACAACGAAGCUUACCAGAAGCGCAAUCCCAGUCCCUGUGCCGAAGAACAGAGUCGCCGAGAAUAGUGGCAGAUCCGAGAUUAUCACACAGGCUAUGCUAUGGCCUACCGUCGGAGAAUUCUUCGAGGAAAACGACAUCGUCGUGACGGAGACUGGUACUUCCAAUUUUGGUAUUUGGGAGACGAGGUUCCCUCCAGGCGUCACGGCACUAAGCCAGGUGCUUUGGGGUAGCAUUGGGUGGUCCGUCGGCGCUUGCCAGGGAGCAGCUCUUGCUGCGGUAGACGCAGGUGGAAAGAGGAGAACGAUCCUCUUUGUCGGCGAUGGCAGUUUCCAGCUCACGGCACAGGAAGUGAGCACCAUGCUCCGGCUAGAUCUCAAGCCAAUCAUCUUCAUUCUUUGCAACGAUGGAUACACCAUCGAACGGUUCAUCCAUGGAAUGGAUGCUGAGUACAACGAUAUCGCGACCUGGAAGCACAAGUCCCUUAUUGAUGCCUUCGGCGGUGCUGCCAAGGGAGCGAGGACGUACCAGGUUAAGACUCAGAAGGAGGUUAGGGAUCUGUUUGAUACUAAGGAGUUCAAGUCUGCGAAUGUUUUGCAGCUGGUGGAACUCUUUAUCCCGAAGGAAGAUGCUCCAGGGGCUCUGAAGAUGAUAGCGGAGGCCAGUGCGAAAACGAAUGCGAGCUAAGUUUGAAGUAUGGGAAACAGUGGGGUAUUAAAGGUCCAAAGUAACCUGUAACGUAAAAUAUAAGUGAUCUUAAGUAGUAUAGCUAAUUGAUACUUGAGUUAUGAAAUGUUCGGAAUAUGGGAUAAAUUGUUAGGAAAUAAUUGAG
Pseudogymnoascus destructans is the source of this 2897-nucleotide messenger RNA. It is a transcript of the gene PDC1, whose product is annotated as Pyruvate decarboxylase. The record is from RefSeq and is a predicted model, not a curated record. Bases 1019 to 2752 code for a protein of 577 amino acids. Lineage: Eukaryota; Fungi; Ascomycota; Leotiomycetes; Thelebolales; Thelebolaceae. The transcript is spliced from 3 exons. Gene Ontology annotation, molecular function: carboxy-lyase activity; magnesium ion binding; thiamine pyrophosphate binding.